This is a messenger RNA of Cladophialophora psammophila CBS 110553, 3006 nucleotides long. RefSeq lists its product as uncharacterized. The record is from RefSeq and is a predicted model, not a curated record. Bases 1 to 3006 code for a protein of 1001 amino acids. The transcript is spliced from 6 exons. Gene Ontology annotation, cellular component: membrane. NCBI's taxonomy places the organism in Eukaryota, Fungi, Ascomycota, Eurotiomycetes, Chaetothyriales, Herpotrichiellaceae. Gene Ontology annotation, biological process: arachidonate metabolic process.
AUGGAUCAAACUUGUAAACAUCUUGCCUGGUUAGAAUUCGUCCACGCACGGGUUGAACGCCACAUCAUCUGCAACCAGCGCUUGCAAACGCUAGCAAAUCAUCUGCCGGAUAAGGAUUCGAAAUACCCGAGCAUCGCGUUGCUCCUCGGCCACGAUACAAAAAACAAAGUCCUGCGUGACCUUCUGCCCAAAGGUUCUUUGAAAAAACAGCAAGCAAAUGCGACAUCUCUCAAUCUCCGUCCAGAUACGCAGUCAUCAAAAUCACCUUAUCCCAUUUACUAUGCAGACUUGGACCCCACUGAGCAUACAUGUAGUCUAGAGCUGGGGAACAAAACCGGAUGUCAUGUCCAACAACAUUUUCAGGUCUCCUGGGUCCCUGAGUCUCAGCAAAACCUGCUGGAUGUCGUGAUCUCGAGGCUGUUGUUUCUGUUCACGGAUGUAAUCUGUUUAUUUGCAGACGAUCUUGGCGGCCUCGAAACAACGAGAAUAUUCCUGACAAAUUGGACUCUGCUGGCCAUCGGGUCACAUAUAGGCCCUCCCUUACGGCCCCGGGUUUUAGUGGUCCAAAGAGACUCUGGGAACCCGAUGCAAACACUGGAAAGAGACUUGUUCCUUUCCGAUUUGACUCGAGAUGUCGACAUUAACAGGGUCUUUGCCAGCGUAAAAGUUGUUACGCUGCCACAAAAGUAUCAGACCUCCCAGCGUCGACGACUUAGUUUCAUCCUCGAGCUUGCAAAUAGCUUGGAUAGUGCGCGAGGGGACCGAAUGGCAGCGUCCAUGCUUUUCGCCGCCACCCAUCAAGCAGCCCUUUUCAGACGGGCACUAGUCAACGUCACGAGAACAGCAGCAACACCGUUCAAUUUCAUACAAGCGGCCAGACAGGGGAACGAGGUCCGAUCCGACCUUGUGGAGCAUACUGAAAACGUCCUGAGGGUGUCCCAAAAGCUUCCUACCGGUGUUGUUGUGUUAAUGAUAGCAUCCAGCGCGAUCCUAGACGCUUACCCAAAAGGAAUGCACGGCUUCGAUCCGAAGUUGUUAUUUAGAACCUUGUACAAGUCGCUGUACCGCUCAGCUCUUUGUCGCGUCUCGACUUCCACUCCGGACGAUGUGUCCAACGAGAUUCAGGAAAGGUUCUGUGCUCUUCGAGCUGAAAUGGUCAACAAUGGAACCUCUUCUGCUGACAUCCAUCUGUCGACGCUGCGGUCGCUGCAACCGUCUUGGUCAUUGUUAAAAUCCAAUCAGACCUGUCUCGUCUGUCUGGUCCAGAGUCCAGAGCAUGUAUUAUCCUGCGGACAUGCUUUGUGCGAAAAUUGCAUCAAGAGAUUUGGGUGCGAGGUGUCUUUGAGAUCCGGGCUUCAUAGCAGCUACGAAAUCAGGGAAUGUCCGGUCUGCGGUAAACGGGAAAGGUUCCUUGUGCGUUUGAAACCUCCGACUGCUGGCUUCCGAAUUCUGAGCAUCGACGGCGGAGGUCUCAGAGGAAUUGUCCCCCUAGAGACACUGUCUCUACUUCAGCAGCUGGCUCAGUCCGACUGCCCUAUUCAAGAACUUUUUGACUUGGCGUAUGGAACAAGCAUAGGGGGCAUCAUUGUUUUGGGACUUUUCGUGAAGAAAAUGACAGUAGAGCAACUUCUGUACUUUUUCAGGAGCUUUGCUCAUACGUUGUUUGGGGCACGCCGCUCGAAGGACGAUUCCUCUCUGUUACCUCGCGCUCUCAAGAGUCUUCUCACCUCUAAUAGCAUGUACGAUACUGGGCUCUUUGAGCAAACCCUGAUCUCUCAAUUCGGGCCCAACCGUCAACUAUUUGACUAUGAAGGCCCCACAGCUUCCGGUACUAAGGUCGCGGUGACAGCCGUCAAAGUAAGCGAAACAUCAACGCCGACACGGAUCUUCACAAAUUACAACGGUAGCAGGCGUCGACAAUCAGAAAGCGGAUAUCGAUUCGAGCGUCCAUUUAGGGCGGACCAGGAGCCGUAUGUGUGGCAAGUGGCAAGAGCAACCUCCGCCGCCCCGAUUUAUUUUAGAGCUAUCAAAAUUCCCUCCUUGGGCAUCUAUCGGGAUGGUGGCGUGAGCCAUCACAACAAUCCUAUCAACAUCGCAUUAUGGGAGAGCCGUUAUAUUUGGCCUUCAGUGAUACGACCUGACGUGGUGCUUUCUCUUGGCACGGGCUACGAAGAAACGAGCCAAUCUCCCCUUGUGAAGACCCCUAAGAUCUCUUUCCCGUGGUCUUUCUCAUUCUCUGUGAAGGAUACUCCAUUGCACUGUCUCAUAAGCUCGUUUAAGGGUGAGCUAGAUGGUCAACGCACAUGGAGGGAGUUCAUGAAUCACCGGCCUGAACACGAGAAACCCGACUAUUUCAGAUUAACGUUGGAACUGCCCGGUCCAGAACCUGCUAUUGACGACUACGACUCCAUCGAAGUCCUUUCCUCCGCAGUUCGGCUCCAGCCCAGCGGACCAGAGACACGACGCGGUGUCCUCAUGGCACUUUUGAUAUCAAGUCUUUUCUUUGAACUCCAGGAGAUGCCCUCUUACGGCGACGGGAUGUACUAUUGCCACGGCUCGGUUCGGUGUCGUUCUUCAGGGGCACUGAAGUCCUUACUUAAACUCCAUCCUCUCGGAAAUCUCGAGCUGUUUAAAGACGGAAACAGCCUCGGUGUAUUUUUGAGCGAGCAAGACAUCUGUGGGACCUGUCGACGUUAUCGCAAACCAGUGCACUUCUUCGUGAAGGACCUAGACGACGAGAUUAAUUUAUGCGUGAAAUGGGAUAUAGACCAGACAAGGAAAAUCAGUGCUAUGCCCCGCAGAGUCUCCUGGUUUGUGGACAGACAGGGUCUCGACAUGCCCUUUGGAUCUGCGACCGAUCCGGGCGUAAUCUACGAAGAAUGUGGUGGUUGCGCACCGAGCGAACAGAAAUUGCCAACAUGGACACCGGGGCCAUUAAGGACAAAGAGAAAGCGGUCAUAUGAAGUUAUGGAUGUAGAGCCGCACAAGAAGCGCAGCAAACGAUAG